UCCAAUUCUUACAUAAGCAAUUACAUAUCACACUCAAAGCAAUUAAAUAGAGCCUUCUGUGACUCUUUCAUAGCUCUUUUUUGGACCCAUCCUAAGCUAAAGCUCUUCAAAACCUUCAUUUCUGACGGGGUAAAAUCCAUUCAAGUAGGUCCUAACACAUUCUUAACAUCAGGCAUCGAAUGUAACUUCCACUAUAAUACAUGUGGUGGCAAGGUCCAUCCUUUAUACACUUACCGACUUCACAAUGGCCAUAUGUAUCUACUCUUUCUCUUUUUUCUUCUCAUAAAUCUGUCCUACCCUUCGAGCGUAUUAGUCAUUAUGACACUCUCAUUAGGAUCACUAUAUACAUUCUUCUCUUCAUUCGUAGGAAAUUCUAUAAUAAGCCCUCUCAACAUAAGCAAAAGUGCCUUGAAAAAGAACGGAACUCUACCUCUCCAGAAUAGAAACUUUGCCGCGAACAUCAGAGAGAAUCGGUCAGAAUCUCAACAGAUCGAGAGGCUUUCUAUUUUGGAGAGGUAG
Molecule: messenger RNA, 519 nt
Organism: Ostertagia ostertagi
Lineage: Eukaryota; Metazoa; Nematoda; Chromadorea; Rhabditida; Trichostrongylidae
Source: the annotation of a GenBank genome assembly